Amphimedon queenslandica is the source of this 452-nucleotide messenger RNA. RefSeq names its product transportin-2-like. Gene Ontology annotation, molecular function: small GTPase binding. Lineage: Eukaryota; Metazoa; Porifera; Demospongiae; Haplosclerida; Niphatidae. The annotation marks the transcript as partial. Gene Ontology annotation, biological process: protein import into nucleus. The record is from RefSeq and is a predicted model, not a curated record. The transcript is spliced from 3 exons.
GCAGUAAAGAGCUAUGGCAUGAGAUGGUGGGAUUCUCUCCUCUUUCUCUCUUCGUUUCAGUUAGUGUUUGCCUUAAGCUAUAGACCCCUCUCCCGAGACUGAAGCUCUAGCUGUCCUGGGCCCGCAUAAUGUCCGUCCCCUGGCAGCCCGAGCCGUCCGCUCUUCACCAAAUAGUCCAAUUACUCAAAGAGAGCCAGCACUCGAACAACGAGACUCAGAGAACAGUCCACGAGCGUCUGCAAACUCUUAACCAGUUUCCUGAUUUUAAUAGCUACCUCGCCUACGUCAUGGUUCACUUAAAAUCGGAAGAUGAACCAACUCGCUCUGUCGCUGGCCUCAUUUUGAAAAAUAACGUACGAGAGUAUUACUUGAGUUUUCCUGAUCAAGUCAAGUCUUAUGUUAAAGAACAGUGCCUCAGUGCUAUAGGGGAUGCCUCUGCUUUGAUAAGAGCC